UGUUUCUCGAGUUUUAAAUACAAGUAGGUCAGUUUACCUCUCAUUAUAAUUAAUUUUUUGCGUCAACCGUUGUGUUAAUAAAGCAGUCAUUGAAAAUAUUCUGAAUUAAUUUCGAUACUUAAUCAUGGAUGAGGACAAAACUAAAAAGUUUUUGGUGAAAAAGAACGAUACAGUAGGACGUUUCGCAGUGGUUUCAGAGAAUUUGAAGGCUGGUGAUUUAAUAUUUACUGAGAAACCUUUUGCUUAUGGUCCAAAAACAGAUAGUCCACCUCUUUGCCUGGGAUGUUACAACCCAGUAGACAAGAAUCUUUGCUCGAAAUGUGGUUGGCCAGUUUGUUGCACUGAAUGCGAAAAUAUUCCAAGUCAUAAAGAUUACGAAUGUCAAGUUUUUUCGAAUGCUAGAGUGAAAUUUCAACCUGUCGACGAUCCUUCAGCAAUCUGUCUUCAGUAUGAGUGUAUAACACCACUCAGGGUACUCUUAGCUAAGGAAAAAUAUCCUGAAAGAUGGGAAAAAGAGAUAAUACCGAUGGAAGCUCAUUUGAAAGAAAGAAGGGACAAACCAAUAUGGAAGUUUAACCAAGUCAAUAUAGUCGAGUACCUAAGGGGACCUUGCAAAUGUGAUAGAUUCUCAGAAGAACUGAUUCAUACAGUGUGUGGUAUAUUGGAUGUUAAUGCCUUUGAGGCUAGAGCUCCAUCUGGAUAUCUCAUAAGGUGUCUAUACCCGAAUUUGGCAAUUUUAUCCCAUAAUUGCGUUUCUAAUAUCGUACAUGCUAUAGAGUGUCAAGGUACAGGAGAUCAGGAUGAUUUUAGUGUACAUGUAAGAGCAGCAGUGGACUUGGCGAAGGAUACAGAAAUAUUCAGCAGUUACACUUAUUCUUUAUGGCCUACUUUGAUUCGAAGAGAUUUCUUGAGAGAAAGCAAAUAUUUCGAAUGUAAAUGUGAAAGAUGUAGUGACAAGACUGAGCUAGGAACUCAUAUGAGCUCUCUGAAAUGCAACAAAUGUGACAAUGGUAUUAUCCUUUCAACAGAUCCUUUAGAUGACAAAUGCGAAUGGAAAUGCACUCAUUGCAAUUUUUCAACGAACGCUGUAGCCGUCAAAAAAGUCUUCUCCACGAUACAAGCAGAGAUCGAGACAGUUGAAAUGAUGUCAGAUUCAGAGGGCAUAGAAGCCAGAGAAACAAUAUUCCGUAAAUACCGUUCUGUGCUACACCCCAAAAACGCCUAUAUGACCAUCUUGAGGGUGGCUUUAUCUCAGCUUUACGGAAAAGCAGAAGGAUACACAAUGGAAGAUCUACCAGAUUUGAUACUGGAGAGGAAAGUUGAGCUUUGUGAACAGCUCCUGGAAGUUCUGGACGUUGUGGAGCCAGGAUAUUCGAGAAUUAGGGGAAUAACUUAUUACGAGUUGCAUUCUCCACUCUUGAUUUUGGCUAGGAAUCAGUAUGCUGCAGGCAUGAUCAACAAAGAGCAGUUGAGAAGAAGGUUGCAACAGGCUAUUGAUUGUCUUGGGGAAUCUGCGAAGAUUUUGAAAGGCGAGCCAAGUUGUACACUUGAGGGGCAGCUAUACCAGGUGGCUCGACAAGCUCAUGAGCAGUUGUCGAGCAACAUAGAUAUGCUGGUUGAGACAGCUUGAAUAUUUCUGCAUAGCAAGGAUAUUUUGUAUUUUUAUUCUUAAUUAUAUUAUGUUGAAAAA
Harmonia axyridis is the source of this 1690-nucleotide messenger RNA. It is a transcript of the gene SmydA-3, whose product is annotated as SET domain-containing protein SmydA-8. Bases 125 to 1630 code for a protein of 501 amino acids. The record is from RefSeq and is a predicted model, not a curated record. Lineage: Eukaryota; Metazoa; Arthropoda; Insecta; Coleoptera; Coccinellidae. The transcript has 6 exons.